Molecule: messenger RNA, 2665 nt
Organism: Argiope bruennichi
Lineage: Eukaryota; Metazoa; Arthropoda; Arachnida; Araneae; Araneidae
Exons: 4
Coding region: 143-766 (207 amino acids)
Source: RefSeq, a predicted model, not a curated record
UUUUAAGAGUGCCGCGUUGCAGCCGCGUGGUGUUAGAUACUCUGAUGUAAUUAAAUCAUACAUUCUUUGAUAUUGCAGCUGUUAGGAAUGAAAUUUUAAUCAUCACAGUUUAUUUAAUAAUUUUUUACAAAUACUCUCGGAUAUGAUUGAAUCAAGCUUUAUGAGUUGCAGUGUCAGGGAUUCUGAACUUUUUCAAACUGGAAAUGUAUUUGAUGCUUCCUCACAUUUAGACCUAAAUUGCGAUUUUGACAGGACCAGGGAUGAAUUGAUGUCUGGGUACACAACUCGAAAUGAUGCUAGCUCAUGUUCAUCCGAUUAUGAUGGAUUUGUAAUGCUGGAUGAUUUUGAUAAUUUCUUUCAUCUGUCUGACUCGUUUGUCUCUGAAAUUUUAGAUAAUAGUGUUACAGGUUUCUAUGCAUUGAUGAAAAGGGAUGAAAGGGAAAAACAUCUAUGCAUUGAUGAAAAGGGAUUCACAUUGACAAACGGACACGUCUCCCAUUCGUCCGAUAAGCUGCACCCUAAGCGUUUGAGAAAGGCAUUGGCACAGACAAUUGGUACGCAUCUCUUCUUUGCAGACUGGAAAACCAAACGUUAUUACAAAAAAAUCUUUGGCCGUUUAAAACUAAAACAUCAAACUUUUAUUUUAAACAGCCGAAAUGAAAUUGAAAAGUGCAUAUAUUGCAAGAAGAAAUGUCAUCGUUGGCUGGCCGUAGUACGAGGCAUCGAGAAUUUUUUUAGAAUAAAAAUGGAUCCCAUUCCUCACUGAACCAGCCUUCUACAAUAAACUAGCUUUGGACUUUGUGCAGAUAAAAAAUGAGUGCAGAUAUUAUUCAAAAGGGAUCACUGAGCAUGUGCCUACUCACAGUAUAUAUAAAAGCUCGUGCGACUGUCUCACUUCAUUUCUUGCAAAAUGUCCCUGUCUUUGUAUACACAAUUGCUGCGAGCAGUGUUGGAGCGGUUGCCGGAGCCAGCAGAGGUUCAUGUGGGUGAGGCCCACAUGGAAGAGAUGGUGAAUCUUGUAAAAGAGAUGGUACCAACUAUUGAUCUGAAGUUGGUACCUAUCAUCAGCGAGGAGUUGAGAUCUUUUGCACGGAAAAAGGAUGGACUGCUAUGGUUUUUGUGGAAGACGGUAGGGAUCCCCCGUCUGAUGGAAUUUGCCAUGACACUCUAUUGCAAUUACGAUAAACAUAUGAGGGAAAUGGACAAAUGGACCAGAUUAGGGGAACUCACCAUGCAGUCCAUCUACUCUUCCCCAGGGCCAGAAAGUUGUGUGGGAGAUUGCCCGAUAUGUACAAAGCCCUUACACAGAAAAAUCGCGACCUUAUGCGGACACGACUUUCAACUAGACUCUAGGGACAGCACCAAAACUUUUCUCUUAGUGAAAAACAGGGAUUUUCUGAUGUUUAGGGAAAACGGAGUUUUUCAGCCCACGUGAUUUCUCGUCAGAUUCUUGAACUGUAUAAUUCUAUAUGUUCAAAAAUGUUUCAAAAUUUGUCUUCGGAAUUCUGAAAUGUAGAUGCCUUUGAUUUUAGAAUAGUGUUAUUGAACUAAAUAUAACAACGCUUUUUUUAUAUAGAAGUUAUGACAUUAUAUGAAAAGUAAGAUGCUGCAAAAAAAUUAUUGUUCAAAUAAAGAAUACAUUAUAGAUUUAUCAUCCAUGUCACCCAAAUCAUUGAUUUAUUUUUUAUUCCUUUACUUUUUAAAUACUUUAAUUAAUUUGAAAGUAGCUCAGUUUACUUAUAAAUGUAUCUCGGAAUACCAAACACACUGUCAUAUUAUUUGUUUAGGUGGAGUUAUUGUGACAACAGACAAGUAUUUUUUUGUUGUAUAUUAUCAAUUAGUAACUUGAAAGCUUUUGUAUUUAUUUGAGAAAAUUAUGAUUUGAUCAAUUUACUGUUAUAUAUAUAUUUCAGCGCCAAUGUGCAUUUUUAAGGAAUAUUUUCAAACACAUAUAGUUGGGUAUGUAUUAAAUACAUAGAUCUGAAAAUGUAAUUAUGAAGAAAUAUCGAUAUAUACGAGUCUAAUAUUUAGAUCCCAUAAAUGAAAAAUAAAUUUAUAUAUUAAAGUGCAUACAUUUCAGUUUCAUAAUUCAAGUGAAUUUUAUUAAACUAUAUUGAAAGGACAUUUAAAUUUUUAAAAGUUAUUUAUAUUAUUUUGCAGUAAAUUAAUAUUACAGUUUUGAGUAGAUGCAUACUUAGCCUUGAUAUCUGUGUCAUUGAAAUAUUUGAUGUUUCAUUUGACUACCAAAUUAUUAAAUUAGUGUUAAAUCAGUUAUUAUUAAACUGAUGAUUAUGAAGGAGUUAAUUGCUUAUUCUGCUAUGAGAAUGUAUUUUAGUACAUAAUUGCUGGUCCUUUUUGCCUUUCCUUUUUAAUUUUAAGUUUUGAAUUUUGUUUUUUAAUAAAUUAAAUUGAGAGCCUUACUCAUGUCUCAAUGAGAACUAAAGUUAAUAAUUACAUUGUAACCUAAAUUUGCACGAUUUAACUCUUGAAAAUGUUAUACAUUGUGAUCUAAAUUUGCACGAUUUAACCAUUGGAAAUGUUAUAUAUGUAAUAGCUUAUUGAAAAUGUUAAAUGUACCUAUAUUUAAAAAAAAAUGUGAAAAACUAACGAUUUGAAAUAACAUUUAUUAUUCAUGAUCAAUAAAUUAUCCUUUUUUCUUCAAUAA